This is a messenger RNA of Pyrus x bretschneideri (Chinese white pear), 2874 nucleotides long. Its product is annotated as DNA ligase 1. Gene Ontology annotation, cellular component: nucleus; mitochondrion. Gene Ontology annotation, molecular function: ATP binding; DNA binding; DNA ligase (ATP) activity. NCBI's taxonomy places the organism in Eukaryota, Viridiplantae, Streptophyta, Magnoliopsida, Rosales, Rosaceae. Bases 110 to 2500 code for a protein of 796 amino acids. Gene Ontology annotation, biological process: DNA repair; lagging strand elongation; DNA recombination. The record is from RefSeq and is a predicted model, not a curated record. The transcript has 17 exons.
UGUAAAAAUACAUCUUUGUUCUUGAUCUUCACUUGGAGCGCCUCAAUCAAUCCUUCCCGCCAUUUCUCCCGAGUCUCACACUCUCACUCUCCCAAAUCCUCUCCAUUUGAUGCUCUCACGAUCACUCUGUUCUUGCCAUUGUCUACGCCUCCCCUCUCUCCUCCGUCUCCAUUACCCCAUCGCCCUCUUCCGCCCUAAACCCUCUUCACUCCCUCUCAUUUCCCUCUCCCCCCAAAACCCUAAUCUUCGUGCCAUGUCCUCCCGCCCCUCCGCCUUCGACGCCCUCAUGUCCGGCGCCCGCGCCGCCGCCGCCAAGAAAAAGCCCCAGCGUUCGCCCUCCAAGAAGCGCCAAGCCCUAGACUCCACUGACCCUAUCAAAAAACCCCAAUUGCUGCCUACGCCCGAAAGCGCCGGCGCAACCCAAGAUCCAGAACCCGUGGAAGUCAAAGCUCCGGAAUCCAAGGAAAUUAAAGAAGCUCAAGAAAGUUCUGGCAAUGGCGGUGAGGUGGUUCCGGCAGGGAAGAAAGUGUGCGUGGUGGCGGGUGCUAAGGAGCGGACUGAGGAAUUGAAGAGCCGAAUGCCGCUACUGAAGAAGAAAGCCGGGGAAUUUGACCCAAAAUUGGUGGCGAAUUGGGGCCAGGGCGAGAGGGUUCCUUUUGUGUUUGUUUGUUUAGUUUUCAAUUUGAUUGACAAAGAGACGGGUCGGAUUGUGAUCACGGAUAUUGUUUGUAACAUGUUGAGGACUGUAAUGUACACCACGCCUGAGGAUUUGGUGCCUGUGAUUUAUCUUGCGGCGAAUAGGAUUGCUCCGGCGCAUGAGGGUUUGGAGCUUGGAAUUGGGGAUGCUUCGAUUGUUAAGGCCCUUGCAGAGGCUUUUGGGACGACUGAAGCGCAUGUGAAGAAGCAAUACAAGGAGCUGGGAGAUCUUGGUCGUGUUGCAAAGGAAAGCCGUUCUUCACAAUCUAUGAUGCGCAAGCCUGAUGCAUUAACUGUCACCAAGGUUUUUAGUACAUUUCGUCAACUAGCUAAGGAAUCUGGGAAGGAUAGUCAGGAGAAGAAAAAGAACCAUAUCAAGGCACUUCUUGUUGCUGCCACUGAUUGUGAACCUCAAUAUCUGAUCCGUUUGCUUCAGACAAAGUUGCGAAUUGGAUUGGCAGAGCAGACUCUAUUAACUGCAUUGGGACAAGCUGCAGUGUAUACUGAAAAACAUUCGACACCACCUUCUCAUAUUCAGAGUCCUCUAGAAGAGGCAGCAAAGCUUGUUAAGCAAGUGUACUCUCUGCUUCCUGAUUACGAUAAAAUCAUCCCUGCCCUUUUAAGUGGAGGUGUAUGGAAUCUUCCAGAGAUAUGCAACUUUACUUUGGGCGUCCCAGUUGGGCCUAUGCUAGCAAAACCAACUAAGGGGGUAUCUGAGAUUGUACAGAAGUUUCAGGAUACAGAAUACACGUGUGAAUACAAGUACGAUGGAGAACGUGCCCAGAUACAUUUCAUGGAGAAUGGUUCUGUUGAGAUAUACAGUCGAAAUGCUGAACGAAACACUGGAAAGUAUCCUGAUGUGGUUGCUGCAGUGUCGAGGUUAAAGAAGUCAUCUGUAACAUCAUUCGUUUUGGAUUGUGAAAUUGUUGCUUACGACCGUGAAAAGCAAAAAAUUCUGCCCUUCCAGGUACUCAGCACUAGAGCGCGUAAAAAUGUGAGCUUGAGUGAGAUCAAGGUUGAAGUCUGCAUAUUUGCUUUUGAUAUGUUGUAUCUUAAUGGCCGACCACUUAUUCAGGAACAACUGAAAGUUCGUAGAGAGUGUCUGUAUGACUCUUUUGUGGAAGAAGCUGGGUUUUUUCAGUUUGCCACAGCCUUAACAUCAAAUGAUAUUGAUGAAAUACAAAAGUUUCUUGAUGCUGCUGUCAGUUCAAGUUCUGAGGGUUUAAUUAUUAAAACAUUGACCAAAGAUGCUACAUACGAGCCUUCAAAGCGGUCACUUAACUGGCUGAAAUUGAAGAAAGAUUACAUGGACAGUAUUGGGGACUCACUAGACUUGGUGCCUAUUGCUGCUUUCCAUGGCCGGGGAAAACGUACAGGUGUCUAUGGUGCUUUCCUCCUCGCUUGUUAUGAUAGCAAUAAUGAAGAGUUUCAAAGCAUUUGUAAAGUAGGCACUGGACUCACUGAAGCAAUGCUUGAAGAACGUUCUGCCAGUCUCCGUACUAAAGUGAUACCCAAACCUAAGUCAUACUAUAGGUAUCAUGAUACAAUGAAUCCAGAUGUAUGGUUUGAACCCUCAGAGGUUUGGGAGGUGAAAGCUGCGGACCUGACUAUUAGCCCCGUUCAUCGUGCUGCAGUUGGCAUAGUGGAUGCUAAUAAGGGUAUUUCUCUCCGGUUUCCACGUCUUAUUCGAGUUCGGGAAGACAAACCUCCGGAGCUAGCCACAUCAUCUGAGCAGGUAGCCGAGUUGUAUAAUGCUCAAGCGAUCAACCAUUCAAACAAUCAAAAUGACAACGAAGAUGAUUAGGGAACAGAAUCUUCAUCAUUUUACUCAUUUCUGGAGAUGUCCUGUGUAAAGAAAUCGGCACUCAUGUUGAUACAGCUCAUGUGAGUAUCUCAAUGUGAAUUUUUAAAAUUUUAAGCCGUUAGGGUUUAACCGUUACAUGAUGGAUCCUUGGGUGCUUUCCCCAAUAGUCUGGUGCCAGAGGCAACAUAUAGAGGAGUCAAAACAUUGAGAAUUUUAUCCUGGGCUGCUAAUAUUCAUCCUGUGCCGUUGCUCAUUUAGGAUUUAGGGCUUUGUUUUUUGUUGUUGUUGAUCAAAUAUUGGGCAAACUGUACUUUGUAUCAAAGCAUUAUCAACUCAAAAUUUUCUCCUUUUUAAUUGAAGUACUAAUUUGUUUA